This is a messenger RNA of Medicago truncatula (barrel medic), 651 nucleotides long. RefSeq lists its product as uncharacterized. Lineage: Eukaryota; Viridiplantae; Streptophyta; Magnoliopsida; Fabales; Fabaceae. The transcript has a single exon. The coding region runs from base 1 to 651 and encodes 216 amino acids. The record is from RefSeq and is a predicted model, not a curated record.
AUGGAUGGACAAGGUGCCACUCGUCCGAAUGAGUCCUUUCAAGGAGAAUGUGAGAUUGCAGGUACUAUUUUACCCGUCCUUUUUGAUACUGGAGCCACGCAUUCAUUUAUUUCUAUGGAUUAUGUGGAACGUUUGAAAUUGUCUACUUCCCCUUUACCGUUUGAUUUGAUGGUUACCACUACGGCUGACAAAAUUGUGACAGUAGAUACUGCUUGUAUGCUUUGUGCUAUAACUAUUCUAGAUAAGAAGUUUCUCGUUAAUUUAAUAUGUUUACCCCUGAAAAAUCUUGUUGUCAUCCUUGGAAUGGAUUGGUUAUCAUAUCACUACAUUAUGUUGGACUGUGGCCGUAAAUUGGUGAUUUUUCCGGACUCAGGUUUGGCUAAAUUCUUAACUGCAUAUCAUGUCAAAGUUUCGUUGAAAGAUGGAAAUCAGGAGUACACGGCUUUGGCUAGUGUGGAAGUGACAAAUUGGAAUGCAGUGGAGGAUAUACCGAUAGUCAAGGAGUUUGUAGAUGUUUUUCCGUCUGAUGUUCCAGAAUUACCUCCAAUAAGGGAGACAGAAUUUUCCAUUGACCUACAUCCGGGAACUGGCCCAAUCUCUAUUGCACCUUAUCGCAUGUCUCCCUCAGAAUUAAGUGAACUUAAAGGAUAG